AUGAAAUUAACACUCUUGCAUCCAUUAGGUGUGCCCAACAUGCCCGAGAAAGUAAUUAUGGGUAUUGUCAAUGAUGAUGGCUCCUACAGCUGUCUUCCAGGCACCGAAGAUGGUGUCUUGCCUGGCUGUAUGCCCAUGGAUUUCCCUACCUGGGGUUAUACCAUUGGUGCUUUUGCCAUUGGUGGUUUCUUUGGUAGUCUUGCCAGUAAAUACACAAAUGUCUGGUUUGGUCGUCGUGAUAAUAUUAUGAUUUCUUGUGGCUGGAUGAUGAUCGGUGGUCUCUUGUCUGCUUGUGCUAUCAACUUGACAAUGUAUUCCGUUGGUCGUGCUUUGGUCGGCUUCGCAUCUGGUAUGUGUGGUUCUUCUGUCGCAAUCUAUGUAUCCGAAAUCUCUACCAAGAAAUCCCGUGGUGCUCUUGGCUCCCUUUUUGAAUUGUUCUUGAACGCUGGUAUUUUGUUGACUCAAGUCUGUGGUCGCUUCAUGGCCUUUGCUCCUGCAUGGCGUUUCUUGUGGGCUAUCCCCACUUUCAUUGCCGCUAUUCAACUCGCCUGUAUGUUCUUCUUCACUGUCGAAUGUCCUCGUCGUCUCUGUGCCAACAAGAAGUACGAUGAAGCUUGCGCUACUCUUCAAAAACUCCGUGCUGGCGCAGAUGUUGAAGAGGAAUUUGCCCUUAUGCUCGCUGCUCGUCAACGUGAGAUUGAAUCUGCUCAAAAGCAAUUCUCCAUCUGGGACAUCAUCUCUUGCAAGGACAAGCACAUUACCAAGAACACUGCUAUUGUCUCUGUCAUUCAAGCUUUCAACCAAAUCGGUGGUAUUGGUCCCAUGUCUGUCUACUCUGUCGGUUUCUUCACUACCAUCUUUGGUGAUGCCAACUUGGCUUCCAACAUCUCUCUCGCUGAUGCCGCUGUCAACAUUGCCGCUACUCUUGUUGCUGUUAUCUUCAUGCACAAGGUGGGUCGCAAGGGUUUCAUGAUGAUCUCUACUGGUGGUACUUGUAUUGCUUCCAUUAUGAUGGUUCUUGGCUCGUCUCUCAAGAGCUCCAACGGUCAACAAGGUAUUGGUGGUCUUGCCAUUGCUGCUGCCAUCGUCUUCACUGGCUCUUACAGUAUGGGUUGUGGUGUCAUUCCUUGGAUGAUUGCUCCCGAACUCUUACCUAUGCACGCUCUUGCCUCUGGCUCUGCUAUCGGUAACUCUUCUAACUGGCUCUUCAACUUUGUCAUCAACACCAUCUGGCCCAAGUUGAGUGAAGGCCUCGGCACUUACAGUUUCAUUGUCUUUGUUGUUAUCAAUUUCUUCGGUUUCUUGUUCAUGACCUUCAUUAUGCCUGAAACCACUGGCAAGGACCUUGAUGACCACAGCAAGAAGGAGAAGAUUCCUGAUGCCGAGAACAUUGCCACCGAUGGUACAUCUUCCAGCCAAAACAGCGAUUCCAUUGAAAAGAAUAAGCAUUUUGAUCACGAUCAUGUUGAAGUUACCAACUAA
Messenger RNA from Mucor velutinosus, 1482 nucleotides. RefSeq lists its product as uncharacterized. The transcript has a single exon. Gene Ontology annotation, biological process: monosaccharide transmembrane transport. Gene Ontology annotation, cellular component: membrane. The record is from RefSeq and is a predicted model, not a curated record. The coding region runs from base 1 to 1482 and encodes 493 amino acids. Gene Ontology annotation, molecular function: hexose transmembrane transporter activity. Lineage: Eukaryota; Fungi; Mucoromycota; Mucoromycetes; Mucorales; Mucoraceae.